Rana temporaria (common frog) is the source of this 2499-nucleotide messenger RNA. It is a transcript of the gene FOXA2, whose product is annotated as forkhead box A2. Lineage: Eukaryota; Metazoa; Chordata; Amphibia; Anura; Ranidae. The record is from RefSeq and is a predicted model, not a curated record. Gene Ontology annotation, biological process: anatomical structure morphogenesis; regulation of transcription by RNA polymerase II; cell differentiation. The coding region runs from base 709 to 2031 and encodes 440 amino acids. Gene Ontology annotation, molecular function: protein domain specific binding; transcription factor binding; DNA-binding transcription factor activity, RNA polymerase II-specific. The transcript has 2 exons.
GCAGGCACAUUAGACCUUUGUUGCCCAGAUCUAUGCCUCUCUGUGAUAUUGUCACAUUUAUCCUAUAAGUACACAGUGGUGGAAAGUCCUAAAGAAAAAAAACAGCAACUUUUCUUCUCGCCCAGACAGAGGAGAAGGCGCUGUGGCCACGGUAUAGGGUGCCGCAUUCUGCUCUCCCUCCUCUUUGGACUGAACAAUCAGAUUAUAGUUUAAUGGAUCUAUUGAAAUGGCUCUUGUUGGGAGCACAGGGCAGGUGUACAAUGGGGGGCCAAGGAAGACUCUCACGCCUAGGUGUGAGCUGAUUAUUCAAAUGGGCUGGCGAGGACUUGGGGAUUGGAGGCUCGUCUCAGGCUGGAUGCUAUAUCACCCAGCAAACUGCUACAACGUCACCACAACAACUGUUAUCAUCAUCAUCAUCAUCAGUGUGACUGUUAGAAGCCAUUGUCAGUAGCAGGCGAACCUGCACUGUCCUCCUCCAACUCCUGCCCAUUCACCCAGGAGCUCCACUGCUGAUCAGAAGAAGAAGGAGAAGCUAGUGAGAUUCCUACUUCCCCCUCCUAGUGCAGAGAGGGAGUGCUGGGGGAGGAGGGCUCCUCUCUCUCUCUCUCUCUCUCUCUCUCUGCUCUCUCUCUCUCUCUCCCUCUCUCUCUCUUUUUGUUGCUAUCACUGGCGUAGUUGUUGCCUGUGGCUGUUAAAUUUUAAACUGCCAUGCACUGUGCUUCCAGUAUGCUAGGAGCUGUGAAAAUGGAAGGACACGAACAUUCAGAUUGGAGCAGCUACUACACCGAACCAGAGGCUUACCCGUCAGUAGGCAACAUGAACGCUGGGCUAAGUAUGAACACCAUGAACACGUACAUGAGCAUGUCCGCUAUGAGCACCGCCGGUAACAUGACAGGAAGCUCCAUGAACAUGUCCUAUGUCAACACUGGAAUGAGCCCAUCUUUGACUGGCAUGUCUCCUGGCACCGGUGGCAUGGCCGGUAUGGGUUCAGGUGUAGGCAGCAUGGGCACCCACCUGAGCCCAAGCAUGAGCCCCAUGAGCGCCCAGGCUUCAUCCAUGAACGCAUUGGCACCUUACACCAACAUGAAUUCCAUGAGCCCUAUCUAUGGACAGAGCAACAUCAACCGAUCCAGGGAUCCUAAGACCUACAGGAGGAGUUACACCCAUGCCAAGCCGCCCUACUCCUACAUCUCGCUCAUCACCAUGGCUAUCCAGCAGUCACCCAACAAGAUGUUGACCUUGAGUGAGAUCUACCAGUGGAUCAUGGACCUGUUCCCUUUCUAUAGGCAGAACCAGCAGCGCUGGCAGAACUCCAUCCGCCAUUCCUUGUCCUUUAAUGACUGUUUCCUCAAAGUGCCCAGGUCUCCAGACAAGCCUGGCAAGGGCUCUUUUUGGACUCUCCACCCAGACUCUGGGAACAUGUUUGAGAAUGGGUGCUACCUGAGGCGUCAGAAACGCUUUAAGUGCGAUAAGAAGCACAGCCCCAGAGAUGGUGGAGGCAAGAAGCUUUCUGAAGGUGGGUCUAGUGUGGGUUCUGCCGCUAAUAGUAGUUCGGAAAGCUCUGGGGGAAACGAAUCUCCUCAUUCCAGCUCUUCGCCAUGCCAUGAGCAGAAGAGGUCUUUGGUGGACCUGAAAUCCAACCAAGGCUUGAGCCCUGACCACAACCCUUCUCCAGUGUCCCAAUCCCAACACUUGCUGUCUCAACACCAUUCAGUGUUGUCCCAUGAUGCCCAGUCCCACCUCAAACCGGAACACCAUUAUUCCUUCAACCACCCUUUCUCCAUUAACAACCUCAUGUCCUCAGAACAGCAACACCAUCACCACCACCACCAUCACAACCACCACCACCAUAAAAUGGACUUGAAAGCCUAUGAACAGGUUAUGCAUUACUCUGGCUAUGGCUCUCCGAUGGCAGGUAGCUUAGCCAUGAGUACUGUAACGAACAAAGCUGCAUUAGAGUCCUCGCCUAUUUCAAGUGACACUUCUUACUAUCAAGGUGUGUAUUCCAGACCAAUAAUGAACUCUUCCUAAUUCUAGACAACUUAAAGGACUUUGAUUGACUCUAUACAUUUAUGUAUAACAUUAGUCUGUGUUUUAACCCCCCCCCCCUAUUUCCCUAAAUUAGAGGUGUACAGUUUUUUUCCUCUCCCCUUAGCUGUCAACUAUCUUCCACUCUGUUUCAUUUUUUUUUGUGUUUUGUUAUGUUGCAGGGAUUUUUUUUUGUUUUUGUGAAUGUGUUGGACCCUUUUUAAUUUUGUGUGAAACUUGUAGUUUCUACCGAGGACCAAAAGUAUGUCAUAUACAUGGUGUAAAAAAAAAAAAAAAAAAAAAAAAAAAAGAUGCGAAAAUAUUGUAAUUGACAAAAAAAGUUAAUUUUUUUAAGUAAAAUGUUUGCAAAAAGGUUUAAUUUAUGGUUCUGUAUACUUUAUUUAUGACUAUGUAUUCUGGCCUGUCCCAGCCGGAGUUUAACAAUCUCUAUUAAAAUUGUAUUGCCAUUUA